AAAACAUAUGGCACAUUUCACACUGGGUCACGGCACCAAUCUAAGAUAAAAGAUAAGACAUAUACAUUAGCGUUGUCCUAAAAAUCUUCAAGAUGUUAAGAUUUUCCGGUUUAAUAGCCUUGAUUUUAGUACUACACUAUACUGAUGCAUUUUUUCCUUUGAUGCCAGGAGAUCAUGUAAUUCCACAUCAUAUGCUUCGAGUUGCACACACCAACAAGUUCGUGGCAUUCUCAGCAGGUUUGACACAAAUUGCAACACUCCAUGCCUCACACAAUGAUACAGUUCCAUACGAUAGAGUCUUCCUCAACAUGGGCGGGGGAUACAAUAACACAAAUGGAAUAUUUACCAGUCCAAGAACUGGUACCUACGUUUUUAUGUACUAUGCCUUAUCUCAACAGAACAAACAACUGCAGCUGGAUUUGUACAGAAAUGAUGACUAUAUUGUUGGUUCUUAUGCUCACGUGACGUCUGAUUAUGGCAGCGUUAGUAACUCUGUCAUUCUAGGUCUGGAUGAAAAAGACACAGUUCACAUCAAGGCCCACACAGACGACUACUUAUACGGUCAACCUGAUGAGAUUUACACGUCAUUUACUGGUUUCCUGUUGGUACCAGACGAAGGCAGAACACAGCACGGAUCACAUGGACAAGGUUCACUAGGAUAAGCACCAGGCCAGGGAGUUUUCCUGACACCCUCACCAUAAAAGAAGUAAUACGUUUAUAAAAACAUUAAAACCAA
Mytilus trossulus (common blue mussel) is the source of this 736-nucleotide messenger RNA. Its product is annotated as complement C1q-like protein 4. The transcript has 5 exons. Bases 93 to 662 code for a protein of 189 amino acids. The record is from RefSeq and is a predicted model, not a curated record. Gene Ontology annotation, molecular function: protein binding. NCBI's taxonomy places the organism in Eukaryota, Metazoa, Mollusca, Bivalvia, Mytilida, Mytilidae.